Molecule: messenger RNA, 1253 nt
Organism: Aspergillus saccharolyticus JOP 1030-1
Lineage: Eukaryota; Fungi; Ascomycota; Eurotiomycetes; Eurotiales; Aspergillaceae
Product: aldose 1-epimerase
Exons: 3
Coding region: 140-1138 (332 amino acids)
Biological process (GO): glucose metabolic process; beta-D-galactose catabolic process via UDP-galactose, Leloir pathway
Molecular function (GO): carbohydrate binding; aldose 1-epimerase activity
Source: RefSeq, a predicted model, not a curated record
AUUGAAGAUGAGUCGUGCGUGAACAUCAACUUGAACAGCUGCUGAACCCAGCUAUUGUCAUCCUUUGUGGAGCUAUUUAUCCGAGAGGACAUGGCUAUAAGGAGCCGGUUUCCAGCUUAAAACAACAGACAAUAACAUCAUGGGUGACAAAACCUCCGCCAAGUUCACCUCUCUGGGCGCUAUCAUCCAGGAGUUUAACGUGGAUGGCCAGAAUAUCGUCCAGGGAUUCGCGACUAAAAAGCUCUACGAAGAACAUAACAGCCCCUGGUUCGGUGCCAAUAUAGGUCGGGUUGCUAAUAGGAUCAAGGACGGGAUCAUUCGCAACCUCAACGGUCGUGAUUAUCAACUAGAGCAGAACGAUGCCCCCAACGCCCUGCACGGUGGCAGUCAAGGCUGGGGCCGGCGCGAGUUUGAGGGGCCAACCGUCCUUCAGCGAAACGGCCAGGAAACCUUGCUCUACACCUAUCGGAGCUUUCACAACGAAGCCGGCUACCCGGGUACGGUGGACUUGAAAGUCUUCUACACAGUCCGCGAAGAGAAGGAGGGUGACAUCACUCGAUCUGUGCUGGAUAUUGAAUAUGAGGCUGAGUUGGUUGGGGAUGAAUGCGAGGAAACAGUUAUCAACCUGACCAACCACAGCUAUUUCAAUCUAGGCAGCGGCGCCACCACCGAAGGGACUAUCGCCAAAUUGUCCACACAGGAUUAUCUGCCCCUGGAGGGCGGGAUCCCCCGCGGCCCCAUUGAACCGUAUCCCAGCCAAGUCACGAAAGAGUUCACCUUUGGGCCAGGCAAUCAAUUCGACGAUGUAUUCGUCAUGGAGCGCGAAAUCGCUGGUGUGCCGCUCGAUACGCGCGGACAAGCCCUUCAACUGCAGGCGGAGUUCCGUCACCCGGAUUCGCAUCUCAAUCUGCAGGUGUAUAGCACGGAGCCUGCGUUCCAGUUCUAUACGGGACAAGGCAUUGACGUGCCCGCUACGGAAGGGAACCCGAGUCGCGGGCCGUUUGCCGGUUUCUGCAUUGAGCCCAGUCGCUUUGUCAACGCCAUCAACGAACCAGCCUGGCGGCACACCGUUGUUCUGAAGAAGGGGGCUCAGUACGGCAGCAAGAUCACCUACAAGGCUUGGAGAGACCCGCGAUAAACUGCCGCGGCCAAGGAUUGUGGACAAAUGGAGCUUCGGGGUGGAUGAUCAUGCCACUGAUCGGUUGAUUUGAUUGUCGGUCAAUAUGGGCUUUGGAACUUUUAUUUGAGCCUUG